This is a messenger RNA of Olea europaea var. sylvestris, 668 nucleotides long. RefSeq names its product protein trichome birefringence-like 34. Gene Ontology annotation, cellular component: Golgi apparatus. The record is from RefSeq and is a predicted model, not a curated record. The annotation marks the transcript as partial. NCBI's taxonomy places the organism in Eukaryota, Viridiplantae, Streptophyta, Magnoliopsida, Lamiales, Oleaceae. Gene Ontology annotation, molecular function: O-acetyltransferase activity. The transcript is spliced from 2 exons.
GAAAUUGACAAACUAAGCACCAUUUUUAGGAAAUUGUUUAUGCCCACCUAAAUGAAAAUUUGAAAUAAUCAGAUGUUCCAAUUCAUUGCUCCUUGUUGAUUAAGCUUUCUGGAUAACAAGGUGGUUUAAUGAAUUUGAGCAAAAUGGCAAGCGCACACAAAUUAAUUCUUGGGACAUGGAAAAUUGGAUACAACAUUCAUUCCAUUGCAGGCUUCCUUCUCAUAUCCUUUGUGAUUGCUGUUUUCUAUCUAACAGUGGAUACUCGACAGGUACUCGAAGAGCAGACAACACCUGAUGAUUCUAUUCCGAGCUGUGAUUUCUUUUCAGGCAAAUGGGUUUAUGAUAACAUAUCUUACCCUCUGUACAAGGAGAAACAUUGUUCUUUUAUGGAGGAUGACUUUGCGUGUGAGAAGUAUGGUAGGAAGGACUUGAAUUAUCAGCAAUGGCGGUGGCAGCCUCAUGACUGUGACCUUCCAAGGUUCAAUGCUACGGCAUUGCUGGAGAAGUUAAAGGGGAAGAAGCUUGUAUUUGUAGGUGAUUCCUUGAAUAGGAACCAGUGGACAUCAAUGUUGUGCCUUAUUGAGUCGUCGAUCCCUUUAUCAUCAUCUAAAUCGAAGAUCUGGAAAGACAACUCCAUCAUCUUUACAGCCACUGUAAGAAGAUCUUUU